Molecule: messenger RNA, 969 nt
Organism: Lepus europaeus (European hare)
Lineage: Eukaryota; Metazoa; Chordata; Mammalia; Lagomorpha; Leporidae
Product: olfactory receptor 5M11
Exons: 1
Coding region: 1-969 (322 amino acids)
Biological process (GO): sensory perception of smell; G protein-coupled receptor signaling pathway
Cellular component (GO): membrane
Molecular function (GO): G protein-coupled receptor activity; olfactory receptor activity; odorant binding
Source: RefSeq, a predicted model, not a curated record
AUGUCCAUCACAAACAGCAGUACAGUAACGGAAUUCAUUUUACUGGGGCUCACAGAUUGCCCCGAACUCCAGCCUCUCCUCUUUGUGCUGUUUCUGGUUGUAUAUCUUGCAACCCUUCUAGGCAACCUGGGCUUGAUCAUGUUAAUUAGAAUGGACUCUCGCCUUCACACCCCCAUGUACUUCUUCCUCACCAACCUAGCCUUUGUGGACUUGUGCUAUGCCUCAAAUGCAACACCACAGAUGCUGACCAAUUUCUUAUCAGAGAAGAAGACCAUCUCCUUUGUUGGCUGUUUCACACAGUGUUACAUUUUUAUUGCUCUUCUCCUCACAGAGUUUUACAUGCUGGCUGCAAUGGCCUAUGACCGCUAUGUGGCCAUCUGCAACCCUUUGCGCUACAACAUGAAAAUGUCCAGGCGAGUCUGCAUUUGCUUGGCUACAAUUCCUUAUGUCUAUGGCUUCUCAGAUGGGCUGUUUCAGGCCAUCCUGACCUUCCGCCUGACUUUCUGUAGAUCCAACGUCAUCAACCACUUCUACUGUGCUGACCCACCACUCAUCAAGCUCUCUUGCUCUGAUACUUACGUCAAGGAGCACGCCAUGCUCAUAUCAGCUGGCUUCAACCUCUCCAACUCUCUCAGCAUCAUCCUGGUGUCCUAUGCCUUCAUUAUUGCUGCCAUCCUUCGGAUCAAGUCAUCUGAGGGUCGACGCAAGGCGUUUUCAACCUGUGGUUCUCACAUGAUGGCUGUAACCCUGUUUUAUGGGACACUGUUCUGCAUGUAUGUCAGACCCCCAACAGACAAGACUGUGGAGGAAUCCAAAAUAAUAGCUAUCUUCUACACCUUUGUCAGUCCAGUGCUGAAUCCUUUGAUCUAUAGUCUCAGGAACAAAGAUGUCAAGCAGGCUUUGCUGAACGUCCUCACUCGAAAAAGGGUCAUGAUGGUAUCCGUGUUUACACUUUCCAAUAAGUCGUAA